AUGACGGCAAGGUCAACAGCAUCCGACGCAGGCGAGGAGGCAUCGCUUAUACGUCAGCUGGAGCUGCUGCUUUUGCCGCUGCACCACCGCUUCCGCUAUCCGCUUACGGUGCCAGCUCACCUCAUGGCGGGUGAGGGGGGCGUCGCCGCUAUCGGUGCUAAUUUGACCCGCGCGCCUCUGUCGCCUGCACUCGCUAGCGCUGCCCCGGCAGGUUCAUCAGGUGCCGAUCCGGCAGGCACCAUGACGUCACACUUUUCUGGCGACCUCGCAGAGCUCAGCGAGCAGCAGCAGCAGGAGUGCCUUCAUCGUUCUGCUCUGCGAGUGGUGGAGGAGCAUGUGCCCGACUUGCUAACUUGGCAGUCGAGGGUUCAGCGUGGUGCCACGCAGGCUGGAAAUUGCUACCAGGUACUGGAGCGCGUACGGAGCAGUGUGUCUGCGAUGCAGCGCGUGACAGAGGCGGUGCAGGAGCAGAGCGACCAUCUUAGCCACAACGCCUCUGCCAUGAUGGUGCGAAAGGCCAAGCUGGAGCUUGUCCGCGAUGCCUUGGAGCAGAACUUGGCGCACUUCACGCGCAUCGACGACCUGUGCCGAGAGGCAGGAAACCCAUUUCUGAAGGCGGGCUCAGCGCGCUUCUCAGCACUGCUGCAGGACAUCGCCAAGGAGAUGGAGUUCCUCUCCACCAACGCACAGUACAAGUCUGCCAAGCCGUACGCUCUGAAGCUUGCCGCGGCGCAGCAGACGGUCAGCGCGAUGUUGAAGGACGCGGUGCAGACGUCAUUUCGCACCAUGGAACUCGAAACACUAGCCUCGCCCGCAUUUCAGGCCGCCACGCAGGUCUUGCAGGAGGGCGGCGCGAACCCUAGUGACAGCCCCAUCACCGAGGCCUUCACGUCGUCGUCGUCGUCGCCACUCUUGAUGCCCGCGCCAGCAACACCCCCCUCGAGCGGAGGCACAGCGCCGACGCUGCAGCUGCGCACGCAUGAUGUGGCCGGCUCUUUUGAAGUGUUCCUCGCCGCUGUGAACGACGCAUUCGUGAAGUCUGGCGACGGAUUCAUGUCGCUCCGGCGCAUGACCGAGCUGCGGCAGGGCGGUUUCAGCUACACCGGGGCGAAGGCCUUUGGGGAGGAGAGGGCGUCCGCUGGCGACCAGCUGGGGGCGGACCCUGGCAUGCGGGAGGUGAUGGACUCCUACUGCGACGCGCGGGUUGGCGUGGUGGUGCCGUUGUUGCGCUACUGGCUCACGCUGUGGUAUUACCUCGAUGCGCAGCAGAGCUCGCUGGCCGACGCGAAAAUUGCCGGCAGCGUAGCUGCUGCUGCUGCUGCUGCUGCUGUAGGAGCGAAAUCGCUGGCUGACACUGGCGCCGCUCGACAGCAGCUCUCCGGCGUAGCGGAGGCGCACACGCUUCCACAGUUGGCUGAACACAUCUGUGCACUACUCCAGCGCUCCCUGGUCGCGGAGUUGGAUGUGCUCAGGCGGCUGUGGCUGAAGGAUGAAAUCGUUUCCCAACUAUUCCCGAGGCUUGCGCCUGGCAUUGCCGAGGAGGUGUACUACAUGUUUCGUUCGCGGCUGCUCUGCGUCGACGACGUAGGUGAGCUGUCCCAGACAGUGGAGAGCAUUCAGCGCGUGAGCCUGCUCCAGAACACGGGCGUGCAGGACUCGCAAGUCGUGUCGGAUCUGUGGGUGCGUAUGAUACAGGACACUCAGGAGCGACUCGUCUUCCGCACGAGCGUGUACCUGAGGCAAACGGUGUCCUGCUGCACCCCGACGCGCGAGAUCGCCAGCAUCUACCUCCGCUGUGGCACUGAUGCGUACACCGCCGACCCAGCAGUGUCCACCGGAGACGAUGCGCCGAAACGAAUGUUUUACAUUCCUGGCGUCGUGUAUGCGCUCAGGCUUCUGGAUUGGCUGUACCCGACCCUCGAGUUCUCUGUCUUCUCAGUUUUUGCAGAGGAAGCGGUGCACCACAGCCUCGACCUCGUCCGGCAGCUGAUGAAGCUCAUGCGGCAGAUCGACUCGAGCGACACGCUGCGAGACUCAAAGGCGUUCCUGUGUCAGCUGGCCCACCUGCAGCACCUACAAGUGAAGCUCUCCUAUGUAGAUGCAAACAUCACCGUGGUGGAGAAACACAUCAGUUUAGCGGCACUGCGCAAGCGGCGGCUAGAACUGGAGCAGUCCUCUCGGGAGUCGAAGAAGGAGGUUGAGAUGGACCUGCUCAAGUGCAACGAGUGCCUCACAACAGCCAUGUUCGCGCUGGUGACGCAGCCCGUCUCUGGCGCGGCGAAGAAGGGCGAGGCAGAGCGCAUUCAGCUCGUUUCGGAGAUGAAAGGGCGCGCUGCAGGGAUGGAGCGCAUGAUCGCUUUUUACGUGGAGUACGGAGAGACACAGCAGGACUUGGUGCAUCUCUUGCGUAACCGCGUGGCAGAGCUUGCGGCUGAGAUGAACGUCGAUGUGCAUACGGUUCCGGCAGCACCAGUUAAGGUGGCAUCCUCGGCAACACAUGCAGGAUCCCCCCCUUCGAAGACGAUGACGCCGGAGGCACUGGCGUCUACAACCGGAUCUGCCACGCAAAACUCUCUACAACUCUCCGGGGCAGAGAUGACUGUGGCACCUCUGCCGCCAGCGUCGGCGUCGAGGCCCGCGAGUACGGCCACAGGUGGCAGUGCCAAUCCGUCCCAUGCCUUUCCCCAUCCUUCCACAGUAGAAGCUGCUGCUGAGUCUACCGCGAGCGCACCGGUAGAGCUGACAGACGCUACCAAUCAGGCUUUCGCGUUGCCAUCCCGGGCACCGAGUGCCCCUUCAGGGUUCCCGAGUCCUCCCACGGAGCGCGUGACGUACGCGUCGGCGCUGCCUGUCGCGACAGAUCAGCAGCCGUCGGCGCAGGGAUAUGCGGCAACGGCAGCUCGAGCACGUUCAGGCACCCACAGCGACACGGACCUUAUCUGA
Molecule: messenger RNA, 2943 nt
Organism: Leishmania braziliensis MHOM/BR/75/M2904
Lineage: Eukaryota; Euglenozoa; Kinetoplastea; Trypanosomatida; Trypanosomatidae
Exons: 1
Coding region: 1-2943 (980 amino acids)
Biological process (GO): intra-Golgi vesicle-mediated transport; Golgi organization; intracellular protein transport
Cellular component (GO): membrane; COG complex; cis-Golgi network
Source: RefSeq, a predicted model, not a curated record